This is a messenger RNA of Bradysia coprophila, 1199 nucleotides long. RefSeq names its product BAG family molecular chaperone regulator 2. Gene Ontology annotation, molecular function: adenyl-nucleotide exchange factor activity; protein-folding chaperone binding. Gene Ontology annotation, biological process: protein stabilization. The record is from RefSeq and is a predicted model, not a curated record. NCBI's taxonomy places the organism in Eukaryota, Metazoa, Arthropoda, Insecta, Diptera, Sciaridae.
GCCAAGAUGGCUCUGUGUCUUUUAUUGUGACAAAAGUAGAGAGUUUUCACGACAGCUGAUGCGAUCAGAGUGACAGGCCAAUAAUUAUCGUCAUAACCUCGAAAAAAACUUGUUUAUUAUUCUCGACAUUCCUCUUUUUGCCGACAAGUACAAAACUGGCGUCGUCAAAUUUCUUUAGUAAAAACUCGGCUAUACCUGAAGAAAUGGAGGUCGAUAGUUCAACAGACACGGCUGUGGAAAAUGCGAUAGGAUGGAACAUACCAAAAAUUGAGGAAUCGAAUAGUGGCAAUGUAGUAGCGGAAACCGGCGUGAAAAGAUUCUUGACCAUAUUAGAUCAGUUGGAUACGAGUGUUGAAAGACUGCGACGUGAAGCCCGAGACCUUCAAGACAAACGUGAUUCGUUGCUGAUGUCUAUGGACUUGAUACGAAACAAUGAAAACUUUUCCGAUUUGAAUGAAUAUGAACGAGAAGAGCUGAACUGUUACCUGGGUCGCAUAUCAACUCGUCUGGCAACGGUUGUCUUGAAUGUAACGACAAUACGUGAUAAGGCCCAAGAGGAAUCACUGCACCAAGUGAACAGUUUAAUCGAUACAGUGAUAACCACAACCGAUCGCAUAGCAGCUCGGCUACACUGUCAACAUUAUCUGAAUUGUUGCAGUGACGGUGGUACCGAUGGCGAACGGAUCACCGAUAAAAAAUUCGAAAUGGCACUGCUUGGAUGUGCACUGGAUGAUCAGAAAAAUAUCAAAAAGAGAUUGCAAGCUUUAAUGACAUACCUAAAUAAGCAAAUCAUUGCUGUGGAGUGAUUGCAUUUAUAGUUUUAUCGUUAAAAGAAAUUAUUUUUAUUUUUCUUGAACUGAACAAAUCGUCACAUCCCGCUUAACACAUCGAACAUUAUUAUAUUUUCAAAGGGAUUUCAAUCUAAAAUUAAAUUAACGAAAAUUAACUUUUGGCCUGUAAAUUGGGCUAUUAAUUUUGCGAGCAAGUGAUGUCAAUAAAAUGGACAAACGAGAAAAAAGUAGAGAAAAUCUCAAAGCAAAAAUGGGAAAGGUUAACUAAAUCAAUUGAAUUAAUAAAAAAAAUGGGCUAAUGUGAUCACCCUCCCCUUUCGAUGGAGCUACACCCCAACAUUAAUGUAUUAAAAUGUAACCAAAUCUAAUGGAGCUGAUUAAUGCUGAUAAUAAAUUGAAUGUUAAUUG